AGCAAAUAAAAAAGAGACGAGACAAUUCAAUGGAAGUAACGUUACCACAUGAUGUGGUAGAAGAUAUUCUUGAACGACUUCCCGUAGAAACACUCGUUAUAUUUAGACGCGUUUGUAGCACACGGAGAUCCACUAUCGAGUCACAACGUUUCAAGGAGAGACAUUAUAUGAUUCGUGGACAGUUACUCGAAGAUCCCGAUAUCCUCCUUCGCGGGCGUUGGGAUUCUCGCAAUCUACCCAACAAUGUUUCUCUAAUGACAUUGACGUUUGACUCAUCAACUACGCCGGUUUCUUUCAAGACUCAAACUAUACCGGGAAGAGCCAACUUUUUUAAGUCACUCAAAGUUGCGAUGGUCUCGUGUGCAUAUACGAUCUUGAGAGUUUGAUGUGUGUGAUGAAUCCGGCGACAAGAUGGCAGAGAAGUCUUCCACAGCCAGAAGUGCUUCAACAAUAUCAAUCGUUUGAUAGUUUGAUACACAAAUUCCCUUCGCUUGGGUUUGGUAAAGACAAUAUCAAAGGCAUAUACAAGAUGUUAUGUCUAUAUAAGUUCUACAAUUCAAACUACACAACAUGCGAGCUUUUCUGUUUUGCCACCAAUACUUGGAAACACAUGAAGAUCAUUCCUCCUUGUCAAAUACUAUCUUCCGAGAGGCCAGUCUAUGUAGACGGAUUACUUUACUGGUUAAUCUACGGAAAUCAAGAGAGGGAUACGGUAGUGGACAUACUAUGUUUUGAUCUUCACACGGAAAUAUUUAGUGUCAUGUCAUAUAGUCCGGUUGGCAAAACACUUCAUCCAUUGGUCGAGAUGAGCAGUCUCGAUAACCGGCUCUGCCUGUCCGUGCAGACGUUGACAGGGCUAGAUGUAUGGUUGGCAACAAACCAUAUAUGGAAAAAAGCAUAUAUAAUCGAUAAUCCUUUAGGCCCCUGGUUGUGUACAAAUCUGGUCGAUGGCUCCAGUAAGCGUUUUGGGAAAGAAGAAGAAGAAGAGGUUACUGAUUUAUGAUUCGAACAUGGAGGCUACUGGUUUAGUGUUAUAUGAUAUGAGUCAAUCAGAAAGAACGUUUCCUAAUUUUUGUUUAUCAUUCCAAAACGGAGAGACACCCACUACUUAUUUCCCAAGCUUAAUCACUAUUUAAAUUUUGACAUAGUUAAUGAAAUUGUGACGUUAGACCUGCUUUUGUA
This is a messenger RNA of Arabidopsis lyrata subsp. lyrata, 1182 nucleotides long. Its product is annotated as F-box protein At1g15015. Gene Ontology annotation, molecular function: protein binding. The record is from RefSeq and is a predicted model, not a curated record. Lineage: Eukaryota; Viridiplantae; Streptophyta; Magnoliopsida; Brassicales; Brassicaceae.